AUGGCCUGUUUUUCUCCUCAUGUAGAUUUUGAAGCCUAUUACAGCGAUCUCCAAGAAGCCGUGCCGCCCAGAGGGAGACAGCCAGCUGACUGGGCUGAUGCUAGCCUCCUGGGAGCAAGCCCGAGUUCGAGUCCUGAUGGAGGCCACGGGGACGGGGACAACCUGCUGGGCCCUUUGGAUCCCCUGGCCACCGCCAGGCCCACCCUCCUGGUGGACUGGCCCAAGUCCCUGGUCAGCCGCACUCGCUUCCACAGCUACACCUCCUCCGGUAUCACAGGACGCAUGGUGACAAUAAAGCCAUUCUCACUGAGCCCCGGGGACACCUAUGUCCUACAAGCCUCUGUGGCUUCCCCGCACCGCGUCCUGGGGAGGGCUCAGCUGCUCGUGACGCUCAAUCAGGCUCCGCGGGACGUGGCCUGCCAGGUGCAGCCACAUCACGGCCUCGAGGCUCACACAAUCUUCGGCAUCUUCUGCAUGUCAGGGAGACCGGACUUCCGUUACCAAUUUAGUUAUCGGAUAGGAAAUGCCUCCAAACACACUCUGUACCACGGGAGAGACAGCCAGUACUACUCCACACUGCCAGCCGGCGAGCCCUCAGACGAUUACAAAGUCACAGUGUCCACCACGAUCACAGACGGCGUGGGCUCCCGGGCACUGCCGUGCACCGUGACAGUGACCGUCCUGCCCCGUUUCCACGGGAAUCUCUGCCUGGAUGAGGACGCCUAUAACUCCAGCCUGAAGCAUCUCUCUACCCUUCAGCUGAUGGGCAGCUACACAGAGAUCAGGAACUAUAUCACCAUGAUGACCAGGGUCCUGACUCGUUGGGCUGCGGAGGACAGAAGUCCCUCAUGUGGCCAGUGGUCACGAAUACAGGAUAUGCUGAUUUCUUCCGCGUGCAGGCUGCCUUUCGCAGAUCAGGAAGAAAUGAAUGAUUCCAUUUCCCUGUUAAGGAACCUCCUACGCUUCCCUCAUAAGUUAAGUCUUACGAGUGCGGCUGUCAUCCUCAAAGCCGCCCGGGCGCUCCGGGCUCAGGGCCUGCUGCUGGGGAAGCUCGCGGUGGACGAGGGCCCGGUGCGUGAGCUCAUCCUGCUCGUGUCUGAGGUCUUGGAAGCACGUGACCGGGAGAAACCGGGAGCUGCGGGCUUCCUGCAAGAGGAGGGGAUCGAGGUCAUCUCGGAUCUCUUGGUGGAUGGCCUCUCUGCGAGCAAAGAGUACCACCUCCACGUCAGCACCGGCCGGAUGGAGUUCCGCACGCUCCUCCAUCGCGACCUGCAGAGCUGCACGCAGAGCCUGGGCUCCGUCCGGGUGCAUUUACCUGCAGACCUGGCUGGACAGAGUCCCGCAGGGGCGGCAGCACAGGGCCCGUGCUAUGUCAGCCAGCUUGUGCUCUUCAAGGAGAACCCGUUUCCAGGGCACCCAGCUCCUGGUCAGAUUGGCCAGGUGAUCGCCCCGUCCCUGUUUAGCUGCUCCAGCAGGAAACCCAUCCGCAGAUGGCGGCUACAGGAGCCCGUGACCGUGGAGUUCGGGGAGGACGAUGACCUGGAUAACAGGAAUAAGACGACGUUUGUGCUGUUCCGGGAUAGAGUGAAUGUUCAUCAGAUCGUCGGGCGUUCCGCAAACGCCCAGGAAUCUCUGCACAUAAGGAUAGAAUUUUCUAGGCCCGUCUCGAGAGCUUUCCCGGUCAUGCUGCUGGUAAGGUUCUCCGAGCAGCCGACUCCUUCUGACUUCCUCGUGAAGAAGGUCUACGUCUGGGACCAGCAGACGGUGCACGUGUAUGUACCUGCUGGUCCUCUGAGAGACACCCACUUGGGAUAUUUAUCCUUACUGGACGCUGACUACGACAGACGCCCUCCAAACAAACAUUUCGCACAGGCAGUGAACUAUACGGUGUGUUUCCAGUGGGUGCGGUGCCUCUUCUGGGAAGAGAGGGAGUGGAAAUCCGCAGGGUUCUCUCCACGGCCAGGAACAUCUCCGGAGAAAGUGAGCUGCAGCUACGACCGCCUCGCGCCGGCUUCUGUGACGAGAAGAAGCCUGAAUGCCACCUUUUCAAUGAGUGACGUUUCCAAGUGGCAGAGACGCCUGGAGAACCUGCUUCCCGGCAUUUUGAUUGUCGUUUUUACGGUGCUCUAUGCACUUCUGGUUACUAAAAGCAGACGUGAAGAUUUUCAGGAGAAGGAGAAAGCUGGUUACAUUUUUCUGCAAGAAGAUGCUCCUCCCGGCCAUCAGCUGUACGCACUUGUCGUGGACACAGGCUUCCGGUCCCCUGCCCGCUGCAGUGCCAAGGUUUACAUUGUUCUACGUGGUGAGAACGGGUCUUCAGAACCCAGAGAACUCUAUUGUCCGGAGAAGCCCCUGUUCGAAAGGAAUUCCAGACACACUUUUGUCCUGAGCGCCCCCGCUCUGCUGGGCCCGCUCCGGGGCAUCCGCCUCUGGCACGACAGCCGUGGGCCCUCCCCGGCCUGGUAUGUGAGCCACGUCAUGGUGGGAGAGCUGGGGCCUGGGCCCAGGAGGAGCUGGCUCUUCCCCGCCGAGUGCUGGCUGGCCGCGAGCAGGGACGACGGCCGUGUGGAACGGGAGCUGGGCUGCCUGCGCCGGGGCCUCGGCUUCCGGAAGCUCUUGUAUUCCAAGUUCACGGAGUAUCUGGAGGAUUUCCACAUCUGGGCCUCCGUGUACAGCCGGCCGUCCCCCAGCGGCUUCCCGCACACCGCGCGCCUCACUGUGGCCUUCGCCUUGCUGUGCGCGUACGCCUGUCUCGCCGCCCUGCUCACGGCGGCAGGACCAGAGCAGCUCCCAUGGGCUCUCGGCACCCUCCAUGCCGCCGCUGGGUCCUUCCAGACAGGGCUCCUGUGCUCGCUGCUGGCUGCUCCCGGGGCACAGCUCCUGUCGCUGCUCCUGAGGCUCAGCCAGGAAGCCAGCAGGCUGUUCCGUGCGCAGCCCUGCCUGCCCCUGAGAAGAGCGCCAGCCGAGGCAGCUCAGGGCCCUCACUCCCGCGGGAGGACGGCAGACGCCCACAAGAUGCAAGAGGGUCAGGGCCUCUCGGGGCACGCCAGGGCCCACGGGAGGGCAGCAGGUGGCCGAAGUGCGGGCUGUCCAUCCCCAGAGCGGGGGCCCCGCGGAGCUGACCCCGGCCAGCAGGCUCCGAGGGAGAAGGGGACCCACAGCAUUCUCCAUGUGCAAGCCCCCGACAGCGGACUUGGAGGACUCGCUGCUCUCCGGUGGCUGCGGGCGCUGCUGCCUUGGUCAGCAUCCGCGGCGUGGGCCGUUUGUGGGAUUGUCUCCGUGGCCUGUGGCGUAGGGACGGCAUUUCUAGGAUACAGGUUCGACCCGACUCAGUGUGUGCGCUGGCUGCACCUGCUGACGGUGUCCGUGCUGUGCUGUGUUUUCGUCACGCAGCCGCUUCUGGUGGGCCUCGCGGCCCUGGGCUUUGCCUGGAGAAGGAGAGAUGACGCGCACUUCUUCACCGAAUCCCUGCACGCGGCCACCAGAGACCUGCACUCGGAGCCGGAGGAGUGUGCAAGUUCCCAUGCGCCCCACCCUGCCAGCCAGAUGGCGGAGAUGCUGGCCGCCCGACAGCGAGCUCGCCGCCUACGCUGGGCACGUCCGCCGUCCGCGGCCCAGCUCAGCGCCGUCAGGGAGAGGACGAGAAGAGAGACCGGGACACGGGUGGCCCUGAGAGACACCUGCCUGUGCGUCCUCAUGCUCCUUCUGCGCGCGCUUAUACUCUGUGCGCAGCGUUCCUGGGACGAACGUUCUCUCGGUCAAGCCAUCCGGAGUGAGUUUACGAGGGGAGCCGGGAGCGCCUCCGGAGGCCUGAGAAGUGUGGGGGACUGGUGGGGCUGGAGUCUGACCACGCUGCUGGACGGCCUGCACGGGGCAGGCGCCCCCACCGCCGGCCCGCCGGGCGCUCAGCCGGGAGCCCUUGGCGGGAAGUGCUACGUGCUGGGCGCCGUGCUGAUCCGGCAGUGGAGGGAGGCUCCCAGCGACGCGGGCGAGGUACGCCGCUCCCUGCCCGACUCUGUGCAGCCUCCCAGCCCAGCUUCAGUGCUUACAGAGGACUGCCCUCCUCCACGUGGCCCCAAAGCUGGCGGCCCCGACGCCCCCUCUGCGACAGAUCCUGCCACCCAAAGAGUAGCCCCAAGCGGCCCCGGAGACUGUGGGGCCAGGGAUCCCUGGGUGCUCAGCCUGGGCCGCACCAGGCCAGCAGCACACGCAGCCCUGAGCGGCCUCCGGGCCCGCCGGUGGAUCGACCGCAGCACCAGAGCCGUGUCCGUGCACUUCACUCUCUACAACCCUCCCACUCGGCUCCUGUCCAGCGUGUCCCUGCGCGCCGAGAGGCUGCCCACAGGGGACCUGGCCCUGUCCCCGCUGGUGCAGUCGCUGGCUGUCUUCGGCAGUGGCUCGGCCCUGUGGUCCAGCCCCACGCUUCCCGAGCUGGCCUUCCUGCUGCUCAGCCUGACUCACGUCUGCUUGCAAGUCCGCAGCCUGGCCAAGGACGGCGUCCGCAGAUACUGGCGCAAACCAGGGAACUGGCUGGAGCUUGCCGUCCUGGGAGCCAACCUCGCCUGCCACACAGCCUCCAGCCACCUGGCCACGCUCACUGGGGACGUGACGGACCACUUCCGCGGAGGACAUUUCCAAGGAUUUACGGACCUCAGCCUCGCGGCCUCAUGGAAUCAGAGGGUGACCUGGCUCCAGGGGACCGUUUUGUUCCUCUUGAUGCUGAAGCUCGCCUUCCUCGUUGGCAUUCAGAGCUCGACGGCCUGCUGCUCCCUCCUGCUGCGUCGCUCGCGGGCUGGCGUCUGCACGGCAGGGCUGGUGGGUGUCCUGAUGCUGGCCGCCCGCUGCCACCUGUGCACGGUACCGCCCUGCACCUUCGCAGACUUCUCCCGAGACCUGCUGUUCCGUCUUCCAGGAAGAAGCCAGACACACACAUCCCGUGGCCCUUCCGAGUCUGACCUGUGGGCCCUGGCUGGGUGCCGCGGGGCCCUUUUCAUAGCAGUGAGCACUGUGUGGUGGGGAAUGCUCAGAGGGUCCCUCGCGACUCUUGCUCGAAAAAGGAAAUCUUUGCAAAGCCAGUCGCUCGUGAGCCUGGCCGACCUGACUGCCUACGUGUGGGGGGCGGUCCUGGCCCAGUUGGGAUUGCAGAAGCCACCGCAGGAAGAGGCUGAUGUGGCCGUGAGGCGUAAUCACUACCUGGAUGAGGUCUCCGAUCUGCUGGACGAGCUCCUGUGGAAGAUUCACAGUUUGUCCGACAGCCCCCAGCGUCCUCUUCCACGGCAGGGGUCCGGGCAUACAGGAGGGGCCGGGCCAGGAGGCCAUCCCUCGGGGGGCAUCUCUGCCUAAUGAGCCACUGGGGAUUUUGAUGGAGA
Enhydra lutris kenyoni (northern sea otter) is the source of this 5369-nucleotide messenger RNA. Its product is annotated as polycystic kidney disease protein 1-like 1. The transcript is spliced from 39 exons. Gene Ontology annotation, molecular function: protein binding; calcium channel activity. Lineage: Eukaryota; Metazoa; Chordata; Mammalia; Carnivora; Mustelidae. Bases 1 to 5343 code for a protein of 1780 amino acids. Gene Ontology annotation, biological process: detection of mechanical stimulus. Gene Ontology annotation, cellular component: membrane. The record is from RefSeq and is a predicted model, not a curated record.